Molecule: messenger RNA, 1448 nt
Organism: Brassica oleracea var. oleracea
Lineage: Eukaryota; Viridiplantae; Streptophyta; Magnoliopsida; Brassicales; Brassicaceae
Product: probable protein phosphatase 2C 14
Exons: 4
Coding region: 137-1312 (391 amino acids)
Biological process (GO): protein dephosphorylation
Molecular function (GO): protein serine/threonine phosphatase activity; cation binding
Source: RefSeq, a predicted model, not a curated record
AAGGCGUCCAUUGACUUUACCACUGACUUUUUCCGCCCCACAUUUUGUAGCCGUUGCUCACUCUUUCACAAUAUACGUUUACACACUAAUAAGCACAGGAGAAGAAGAAGAACAAACGGCGACUCUUUCUUCUGCCAUGGAAACUAGACUAAGCACCCCUUUCUCGGUCCCAAAGCUGCCGUCUUUGAAGAGAAAGAGACCUCCCCAGAUAGAAAUCCCCAAUAUCCUCCAAGAAAUUCAAUCUGAUGACCUCAGAUUCAGAGACUCUGCUCACCAAAACGACGCCGUGUGCUCCGGAGGAAACGGGUUCGGCGUUGUCUCCAGAAAGGGGAAGAAGAAGUUCAUGGAAGACAGUCACAGAGUUGCUCCUUGUUCUGUCGGAAGCUCAGACACGAGCUUCUUUGGAGUUUAUGAUGGCCAUGGAGGUUGUAAAGCUGCAGACUUUGUAGCUGAGAAUCUGCACAAGAAUGUUCUUGAGAUGCUGAAGGAUUGCAAGGAGAAAGAAGAAGCCUUUAAAGCUGCUUAUUUGAGGACUGAUCGUGAUUUCCUGGAAGAGGGUGUAGUGAGUGGUGCCUGCUGUGUUACAGCUUUGAUACAAAACCAGGAGAUGAUUGUCUCGAAUUUGGGAGAUUGUAGAGCUGUUCUUUGUCGUGGAGGAGUAGCUGAGGCUCUUACAACUGAUCACAGAGCUGGAAGAGACGAUGAACGCAAAAGAAUCGAGAAUCAGGGAGGUUAUUUGGAGUUCCAUCGAGGGGCCUGGCGAGUUCAUGGAAUACUAGCUAUCUCCAGAAGCAUUGGGGAUGCACAUUUAAAGAAAUGGGUGGUUGCUGAACCGGAGACACGAAUACUCGAUUUGGAACAAGAUAUGGAGUUUCUUGUCUUAGCUUCUGAUGGACUCUGGGAUGUGGUUAGUAACCAAGAAGCAGUUGACACUGUACUGAGCGUUCUAGCUCAGAGAAAGACACCUAGAGAAACCGAGGACGAGGGUUUGUUCAAGGGGCUGGUCAAUGUAAGUCCAUCUUCAAAACUUCGGCGAGUUUCGCUUGUAAAGCAAAGAAAGGAGUUGUUGCCAGCUCAAUCUCCCAAGUGUGCAAAACCUUACCACUCAGAGAAUGAAUCACCCUCCUACCAUGAAAUGGGGAGUCCACCUUCGAAGGCACGGAAGAUCACCGCCUUGAAGCGAAUAAAGAUGAAGGCUGAGUCUUCUUGGGCCAAGGCGGCUUCCAAAGAGCUUGUGAACCUUGCCGUGAGUAGAGGUAGUAUGGAUGAUAUCACAGUGGUGAUUGUUGAUCUCAACCACUAUAAAUGCUGAAAAGCCUCAUCAUCACCCUUAACAUACCUAUGCUUUGUAUUCUAUGUUGUUUCAUAUCCUUUGAUUAUUAUGUAAAUGCUUGUUGACUAUUAUGAACCUAUCUCACCAAAAAUCUUAUUACCAAUCUUAAAAGUUC